This is a messenger RNA of Bathycoccus prasinos, 1155 nucleotides long. RefSeq lists its product with no specific name. The transcript has 3 exons. The coding region runs from base 1 to 1155 and encodes 384 amino acids. The record is from RefSeq and is a predicted model, not a curated record. NCBI's taxonomy places the organism in Eukaryota, Viridiplantae, Chlorophyta, Mamiellophyceae, Mamiellales, Bathycoccaceae.
AUGUCGGACAACGAAGGUGGCGGUGCCGCUGCUGAUGUCGACUUCAACGACGAUUUAUUCACCUGCGCAAACUCAGAUGUUGUCACCAAGUACAAGAUUGCUGCCGAUUGCGUGAAUGCUGCACUCACGGAAGUGAUAAAGAUGAUCGUUCCGGGUAAGAAAAUCGUGGACAUUUGCGUCGCCGGUGAUAAGCACUUGGAAACGGAGUGCGCGAAAUAUUACAACAAGAAAGUCGAAGGUGCUAAAGUGGAGAAAGGCGUCGCGAUACCGACGUGCGUUUCUGUAAAUGAACAAGUGUCGUACAACUGCCCAGAGGUGGAGAAUAAAGACGUCCUCGAGGAAGGACAGGCUGUCAAAAUCGAUGUGGGAGCGCACAUCGACGGCUACGUCGCGCACCAAGCGGUUACCAUCGUGUGCCAGAAAGAAGGCGGCAACGAAAAAAUCACCGGGAAACAAGCGGACGUCAUUAAAGCGUGCAUUGUUGCUCAAGAAGUUGCGGGGAGAGUUUUGAGACCGGGUAAGACGACAACGGAUGUUUCGAACGCGAUUACGAAAGUAGCCGAAGAUUUUGGAGUUCACUUGGUCGAAGGCGUGCUUUCGCACAACAUGAAGCGCUUCGCCAUCGACGGCAACAAGGUUGUGUUGCUGAAGAAAACUCCAGAAACGAAAGCAGACGAUCACGAGAUUGCUUUGUAUGACGUUUUCGGCCUCGAUAUUGUGAUGACUACGGGUGAAGGUAAACUCAGCCAAAAGGAUGAAAAAGAGACGCAGGUAUACAAGAGAGCGUUGGAGAAGUCGUACUCUCUUAAAAUGAAAGCGUCUCGCGGCGUGUUCUCCGAUAUUUGCAACAGAUUUCCUUCUUUUCCUUUUGCGGCGAGAUACCUCGAAGGUUUGAGCGCCAAGGCUGGUUUACCCGAGUGCUUGAAACACGAUUUGUUGGUUCCGUACCCGGUGUUGUACGAAAAGACUGGUGAAUACGUGGCGCACGUCAAAACGACCAUCUUAGUCAUGGGUAAAGGGAACGACAGAAUUACGAAAGCGGUUGAAAUGAUGCAACAAGACGUUUCGAGCGAAAAAUCACUCCAAGAUGCGGAAUUAGUCGAAUUAAUCGCGCAGCCGCUGAAACCGCCGGCAAAGCCGAGAAAGAAGAAGUAA